Molecule: messenger RNA, 1824 nt
Organism: Penicillium taxi
Lineage: Eukaryota; Fungi; Ascomycota; Eurotiomycetes; Eurotiales; Aspergillaceae
Exons: 3
Coding region: 1-1824 (607 amino acids)
Source: RefSeq, a predicted model, not a curated record
AUGGUGACCAAAGACAUAGCAGUUCUACUGCUCUAUAUUGCUUACCAAGCACAAAUUCCAUCAUUUUGGAUCAAUGUCGCUGGCGUUGGACUGAUAUCUCUCUUUUUGGUUCUUUCCUUCAUGUUGGCACAGGUACUUUUUGCCAGUCGUCAAUUGACUUCGUUAUCGGAUGAGAGUCAAGAGGUUCUGGGAAAACCUCUCUUAUUUCCUGUGAAUUUUAAUCACAGGCGGUUCACCCCCACAAAGGAUCGGUUCAGAAACCGAUAUCUUGCGGUAGGAGUUCCUGUUGGGCUUCGAUGCCGCAUUGGGAACUUAUUAGCCAUCGAUGAUAGCUCUCUGGAUGUCUCUCUUCCUCCGGGAGAUUUUGAGAUGAAAUGGAAUCGAAUUCUCUCCCACUUGAGCUGCUGGUUCAGUGUCGACUCGACACGGUUUCUUCACCGAGGCGACCAUGGACUAUCUCUACGGGAGAAGUUGGAUCAGUACCUGCUCUCUCAGAAUGAGGAUCCUUCACAAUGGCCGUACGCAUACCUACUGGGCAUUCCCCAGUUUCUUGGAUGGUCCAGAAGUGUAGUGUCAUGGUGGUAUCUCUACGAUAAAAACCGGGAACUUGACGCGGUGAUUCUGGAAAUCAACAACUCCUACUAUGAAAAGCGGAACAUUUUAUUGCGAGUGAGCAGAGUUUCAGAAAAACCUCAUAGUCUGCCUGAUGAGACAAGCGAAGAGUAUUUGGACGAACUAAAGUUGGUGCGCUCUUUGCCAUCAGCACCUCGCUCUACUUUCUAUCAAGCACAAUGGCACAAGUACAUUUUCGCAUCUCCUUUUGAAAAGGUAGACGGUGUGGUUUCAAACAGGAUGAUGGACCCUCUGCAGCCGAGCUCCUGGAAGCCCAACACCUCAUUUUCAAACAUGACAACAAUGGAGGAAUCAGGCGAAGUGAGAAUGGCAACUCGCCUCACUUGUGAUGGACCACCGGUUGAUCCGACGAAAAUGAAUACUUUUGAGGCGGCAAGGCUCCUCUUCUUCUGGACAAUCCCAGGGAUGAUCACUACCCUGGUGAUCAUAUUCAAAGCCCUGAAAAUUCGCUUAAUGGGAACGAUGAAGAUGCACACGAAGCCUCCGGUUCGAAAUGGUAGCGUUGGCCGUCCAAUCACUAAAAUGGAAUUGGAUCUCGAACCUUUCUUUCGCAGUUAUUUAGCCAGUCACGUUGAAACUUACCCCGACCCUAUCGAACUCACAUAUCUGCCUUGCAGGUCAUUCACCAAUGAAACGAUAUGCAUGAGAUCACCUUCAUACGAAAAUGCGGCGCAUGUGUGUCGUCUUACAGUUGAACCUACUGAUCCAGGGUUCUACUCGAGAAUGAUCAUGUAUAUCGAUGUUAUGACAGCGUUGGCACAAGAAACACAGCCAACCGGGUAUGUCGCUGACCCAACAAGCCAACGACUGCUUGUAUCCGACGUCAACCUGCUUAUUUCAAUACUUGAACAUGCGCUCUCUGAAAAGGCUCGAUUAUCACGACACACACUGCCGUCUUGGAGCAAAAGAAAAUUCUAUUAUGUCCUAUCGCUAUUACGUGGAAGUUGUGGUCUAACAUUCAUGGAUGACUUCGCAUUGUCCUGUUCUCAGCCAUUGUCCCUUAGAAUAUAUUCAGUCUCUGCUGUGCGACUAUCAGUUGCAGGUACUUUUUGUUUUGGAUCUCUACUGCUUCUUGGGAUUUACGAGUUCCUUGCAUCUUAUAUAGUCCGAUGGCUGAUUUUGGAUGUUAUCUCAAGUUGGAGAUCCAGGGAUUUUUUUUCCCGCCCGCGAGUUGAGCCUCGACUGGAUUGA